Molecule: messenger RNA, 6113 nt
Organism: Synchiropus splendidus (mandarinfish)
Lineage: Eukaryota; Metazoa; Chordata; Actinopteri; Syngnathiformes; Callionymidae
Gene: nectin3a
Product: nectin cell adhesion molecule 3a
Exons: 6
Coding region: 58-1713 (551 amino acids)
Biological process (GO): homophilic cell-cell adhesion; heterophilic cell-cell adhesion
Cellular component (GO): adherens junction; apical junction complex
Source: RefSeq, a predicted model, not a curated record
AGCCAGCAGCAGCAGGACGUAGUGCCGAGUGCAGAGUCGCUCCAACACCCGGGAGACAUGGACAGCUGCGGGGGAAAGGCUCGGAUUCUGCCACCGAACGGACUUUUAACCUCUCUUCUCGUCCUCCUCGGACUUGCCUGUGUGAGCAGCAACCAGGUGGUGGUUCAGGACAAAGUUAAUGCGGUGCUGGGGAAGGAUAUUACACUUACCUGCAGAAUAGACUUGGGCCCAAACCUCAACCUCACACAGAGCUCCUGGGAACGUCACCUCCCAUCUGGAACCAUCACUCUGGCUGUGUUCAACCCAGAAUAUGGAAUUUCCAUUUCUUCAGACUACGCAAAACGCAUCUCCUUCGUAUCGCCGUCCAUACGCGAUGCCACCAUAACUCUCACAGGAGUCGGCUUCCAAGAUAUCGGCUCUUACACCUGCAAAGUAGCGACCUUUCCUCUUGGAAACACCCAAGAGUCCACCUACGUUAACGUGUUUGUGGAGCCAAAGGUGUAUGUAUCCGCCGGCCCCUCGGCUCUGUUGGAUGGAGGAAACGAGUCCCUUGUGGCCACAUGCAUAGCAGAGCGAGGGCGACCCGUCGCUGAGGUUUUCUGGGAGACUGAGCUGUAUGGGAGAAGUGAGAAGCAAAGUCAGGACGAAUCCAACGGCACCACCAGCGUUCAAGUCAGCUACAUGUGGCAGCCACAGAGCUACGCCCAAGGGAAAACCCUCACCUGUGUGGUGCGCCAUCCAGCCCUGCUGACGGAAUUCCGUAUCCCGUACACACUAAAUAUUCAAUUUGCACCUAUCGUUUCGAUAGCAGGAAUCGAGGCCAACUGGUACGUGGGUCAAAGAAACGUGAAGUUCAUCUGUGAUGCCAGAGCAAAUCCACCUGCACGACAGUUCUCAUGGGUCAGGUUGGACGGGGUGAUGCCCAAGGGGGUCGAGAUCUCAAACAACAGCUUUGCUUUCACACGGCCGCUGGAGCGCAAUGACUCUGGAGUGUACCGCUGUGAAGUGACAAAUGACAUCGGCCUCCGCACUCAAGACGUUAACCUCUGGGUACAAGAUCCUCCCCCAACUACAACCUCCCCUAGCACCACUGCACCACCCCGCCAUGGCACCGCAGGAUCCGGCACCGCUGUGGACCAGCAGCAAGCCCUGUUCACUUCUCCAACCCUGGCCUCCCUGCCCGACAGCAGUCUGGCCACUAUCAUCGGCGGUGCCGUCGGCGGCGUGCUCAUCUUGAUCCUCCUGCUCAUACUUGCUGGGUUCUGCUUCAUGCGCCAGCGUAGAACCUUCCGGGGCGACUACUACACCAAGCAGUACCUGGGACCGUCUGACAUGCAGAAGGAAGCUCAGUUGGACGUUCUGCAGCCGCACGAGCUGCAGGAGGUUUAUGGUGACAAGAUAAGCAAAGGGAGCCAAGAGCUGAAACCCAAGCUGGGCGGAGACAUCAUCUACCCGGACUACACCCCCGAAAUCAAGGACAGAGACGAGUGGGCCGACGGGGGGGACAACCACAGGGGCAUCAAGGAGGGAAACUACUACCCCGACCACUACAACAACCAAAACAUGCACCCGUGUGGGCCCCCAGUGCACAGCACCAUGGUUUCCAACGGCUCUCCGUACAUGCCGGAGGACUGCUAUGACAAUGGCACUGACAGCGACUACGUGUCCCACAUGGACGGGUCAGUGAUCUCGCGCAGGGAGUGGUAUGUUUGAGGAAGGAGGCUGAGACUAAACUUGCAACGUCGAGUCGUUUUCAUUUCAAGGACAAAAGCUCAGCUCGGUUUCACAAAGAGCACUGUGAAGGAAACGACUCGGCCUUGACUGUAACCACUUCACCUUACGGACGCAUUUGUGUAUACUGUUACACUUUGUAGUCUCCUCGCAAGGCUGCAGGAACACUGGAGACCACACGGUUGGCGUGGGCUCCACCAGGCUUCAGUGGAGUUUAAGGUUUUAUAUUCCGCUUGUAAGUGUGUGCGCACCUGUCCCCAGUGCAGGUCACAGGUCACACGUUCAGACCCUUGUUAGUCGAGUAUUUAAAUCCUGGCCCCAUAAAGCACCACAUAGCUGUUUUAAAACCGUCUCCUGAUUGUUUUUCUCCACAUGGGCAUCAGUCACUGUCGCAGUUCUCCAAACCAGUUUGCAUGAUCAAUACACGUUAAAGGGAAUGUGAGUUUAAAGGGAGCGUUACCGUGAUGAAGCGUCCUUAACUUCCCUCUAGAGAGCUCUAACUUCAGUGUGGGCUUCUGUCAUAUAUGUGUGGCUGGUGUUCUGACCUUGGGCUGCAGAGCAUCACAACCAGGAAAUGUAAGAUCACUGUGUUGUUCAGUGUACAGAUGACUCUCAGAGGAGCCACAGGCUCGAGGGGGGCAUGAGGGCAAAUGGGGCGCGGUGUGUCGAUUAGGAGACCGGUUAAGCAUGUUGUAGGCUUGCAACAGUCCUCCUGAAGCGGAGGAGUGGCGACUCCUGCGAGUGACAGCGAGGUAGCACUGUCAUUGCUCUUGGAAGAUCUCAUUGUAGGGGUUCAAAUCUCCAGCAUCGGGGGACCCUGUGCUGCUGAAUUGCCCGUGAAAACCUUCAACUGUGAGCUUGUCCGCUCAUGCUUCUGCAACAUGGCCGAUCGUAUUGAAACAUUCUGAAAUCGUCGGGUUCCCGAGAACAUCCUGAAACUUAACUCAUCUGCUAUAACCUUUAGCAAUUUUAGCAUUGCGGCUAAUGCUAAGGAAUGUAAAAACAAAUUUCAACAUUUAAUUGCAACCGUUACAAUGUUAAAUUGUAUGUAAAUCAUUUCCAGUGAGAACAUAUUUCAGUCCUUUAGUGUAUAUUAUUGUUGUCGUCCCACUUUCCAAUAUGUUGCUAGCACGGCUAAUCAUUAGCAAACAAAUAUUUGUAUGACUUUUUAAAUCCAUAUUGUGAAGGAUGCUAGCCAACAGCAAUCACUGAUUUAAAAAAUAUUCUGUUUUCUGCCACCGAAUGUCUUGUUUUCUUUUUCAUCCUUUCUGUUUUCAUUGCGUGCCUUGUCUUUUCUUUUCAUUUUUAAAUGCUACCUAUUAGCAUCCCCGCAACGUUGAAUCCAGAUUGCAGAUUUUAGAUUGCUCACUGCAUUGUUAGUCCCAAUUAGAUGGUGCAUCGUGAACAAGCUGGAUGUUAGCGUUUGAUUCCGACACAAAAUCCAGAUUCAGAAGUGCCAAAUUUCGUCCAGAUUUAACAAUGUGUUAACGUUGAUUCGUGACAUUGCGCAGCCCUGGUUCUGAGCAUUAAUAUCGCCCGCUUGUUGUGUCACAGUGUCGGAUGAACAACUCUGUAUUAACAGCUGUCUGGCACUUAAAAGCAGCCAAACUCCGCUUCACUCCUCACCGCCUUCCCCGUGAUAACAGGCUGCGUCCAGCCCGCAUUUUUCUGUCUGGAACCCCAAUUCAUCAUUAUCUUUUUUUUUUCUUUUAUAAUCCAAACGCACGAUCAAAGCCUAUGGUUAUAAAUACCAGAUGUGGCGAUCACAGCUGUCAUCGUGUGAAGUUGUGCGGCUCCGUGACGCGCCAAGCAGUCAUGACUCAUACCGGUAAAUAAAAUAAGUGAAAUAUUUGUUGACGGAGUCGCACUGGGGCUCAUGUGUUCCGUGAUCGUUCGACAGGCUCACAACACGCUUGGAAACUCUGGAGCCCACGUCACCACUGAUCUCAGAACGGUCUGGGUUCGACUCCUGGAGGAUCAGCACCGAUCAUGGAAACUUGAAAUUUAAUCCACGGCUUAGAAAAAAAACGCUGUAACGGUUCCCGGAGGGAUUUCUAUAUAUUUCUCUCUGUUCCUACAAACAACAAACCCGAGCUUGACAUCACCAGUGAUCUCAUCUUUCCCUGAGCUUUUCCACCGUGAUACAGGAUCAAAGUGGCCUCAGUAGGUUCACAUAAAAAUGUCCUUGUUUAGUGAAAGUAAAAGACCCUAAUUGUGCGCGAGAGAGCGCUGGGUGGGGUGUGUUCUAGGCCUCUCUGUCUUGUUGGGGGUUUUAUAGAUGGUGGUUUUGCUCUCUUUAUGUUCACCCUUCUCCACCCUCGCGCACGACCGUGCCAGGAUUUGGUGUUUAGAAGUCUGAGAAUAAACUACUUUAAUCUCGCCAGCUCGCUCCCGCGGUCACACUUGUACAUCUGUAGCUCGCAGCAAGACGCCAGUCCUCAGCUGGACUCCACUCCUUAUUCAUUUCCUUGCUAUUCACUUUUGGAAACAAGCACUGAUCUGUUGCUCGCCGAUGACCACAGAUGCAUUUCAUUCGAACAUGAUUCAUCAGUUCAUGUCCGAGCUUAUUUACAACCUUGUCAGUAUUCCUUGUUCGUUUAAAUAAUUAUCUGGCUACCUGUUAGCACCCAUGUUUUGUUUUGACCGUCCCUGGCUUGGUGUGUUCCUGACAUCUUCCUCUGUCGAUCUUCACUUUUAUUUCACUUCGCCAUCGUUAGUUGCUAACCGCUAGUGUCAUUAGCAUGAACUUCUAUUACCUAUGUUUUUGCCUCUUGAUCUUGAUUCUUUCGGUCGCAAAGAAACAAAUCAUUUUUCUGAAAGUUAAGUUUUAUUUAUUUAUUUAUUUUUUGUGUAUGCAGUGUUGCUCAUGAUGCUAACCAUUAGCAACUGCUAACUGUCUUUCUGAUCGGUCCAGUUUUUAUCACACAUUUGGUUGGUCUGCUACGUUACCACAAUCCUGAAAAUCGUUUCUCAGUGGAAUAUACACAUUCAUUUAAUAUAAUUUAUAUUCAGUAAGCUUGUACCGCAUGUGAAUGUGCCGUACAAACAUUUAAUGUUGAUGAGUCAGCUAAAGUAUUGAAGUUGAGCAGAAACGCAGAGCGACAGUUUUAGAAGCCACAGUGAGGUUUGUCUUUGGACUCGUGAACUACAAAUAAGAUUGUUGCUAAAGGUUAGCAUCAUGAGCAAUACAUUGGAUCAAAGAAAAAAUCUUGCCUGUUAUUACAGUGACACUAUGGAACGAAAUCCUAUUUGGUUUGAGCAACGCUAAAAGUGUAAUGUCAGGGUGUUGUAAAUACGUUUUACAUAAUUUCUGAGGCAUCACAGUGCUUUAUAUUUCCCAUCAUUUUCUUGCCAAUAGCUUUUUCACCUCAAAUCAUUUCUCAUGAAUAAAUGAUCAGACUGAGGUCAGGACUGUUUCCGGGGCACUGUAUGAGCUUUACAGGGUGAAUUGCUUCCUUUAAGUUGGGACUUGUGUUGCUGUGGGCGGAUAUCCAAAUUUUAACCAUUGACCUGUCCUGGAGAUUGAAACUGUUGAAAUGGUUCAACCAAUGCUGGGCGCCCGACUCUCUUUGCUGAGCUAACAAAAAACAACUCAUGAACUCAACUCGCUCAUGGCUACAGUAGAGGUAUUUGUCAAUACGCUAAAUAUAAACUGAGAUGUUCUGAAAUCUGUGAGAAAGUGGCUGAAACUUGGUUCGUGUCCAAUCAGGGUGCAGUAUUUCGCAACAAACAGCAGUGUUAUGAGUUUCACAUAAUGUUUGGGAGUCCCAUUUAAAUCCAUUUAUUCGUCACAAAACAAACUGCUGUGUCCUUUGCUAAAAAGUGAUGAAAGUUCCCUCUGUCAAGAUAAGUUAUUUGCUGCCAACGUCACUCAUGUUUAUAUACAUGUACAUAGUGCUAAUAGGUUAGCAUGGCUAGGCUGUCGUUUAAUUCAUGUACAGUUUUUUUUUUUCUUUCUUUUUUUUUUUUUUCCUUUUUUGAGUCCAAUACUGGAGAGUCGGUGCCUUAGACGGGCUGCACAGGUGCGAGGUGUGUGACUAGAAAUGGUGGACUGGCCCUUUAAAUGAGUCUUCCAUUGAUAUUUAAGAUGACUGACUAAAGGUUGAUGUCACGCCUUACACACUCUGACACAUGUAACAAGUUAGUUACUGAGGAAUUCCUUUGAGCCAGGCGGAAAGAAAAUAUUGUUUUCCUGUAAAUACGCUGGCUUUUGUGUUUUUGUAUUUCAUUGAGAUUUUCUACUGCGACAUUUGUUUCACUGCAUUUCAGUUCCUGACCAAUGAUUUUGUACGCUGUAAUGAGUGAUGUCCCGGAGACGGAGGUUUGCUCGAUUGUAGUUUGUUUCUUUGCAAUAAAGACAUUGCACUCACCAACCUGGAAUU